CUUGGCCCUUGCUCAACUCUCUUUAUAAUUCCAAGACUUUGCCAGCUUCAGUUUCAUCUCUCUCUCUCUCUCCCCCUCUCUAUCAGAAAAAUCUCUUAUCUAUCUUGUCCAUAUAUCAGCUAGCUUUUUGUGAAUCUUUCUCAUUUCGAUUGUAUAUUUUGAUACUUCUAAUUAGAUCAUACAUAUAAAUAUAUUUGCUUAAUAAUUUUCAUGGAGUUGCAAAGAUUUGUUUGCCUGCUGAUCUUGUUGGUGUCAUUUUUUGGGGUUAUUUCUUCAUGCCAAGGCUACAAAUUCGAUGUUGGUGGAAAAGAUGGAUGGGUUUUGAAGCCCUCAGAGGAUUAUAAUCACUGGGCUGGAAGAAACAGAUUUAAAGUCAAUGACACUCUCUAUUUUAAGUACAAGAAAGGAUCGGACUCUGUGUUGGUGGUGAACAAAGACGAUUACAACAAGUGCAACACAAAGAAUCCAAUUCAAAAACUUGAAGAUGGUGAUUCUGAAUUCAAAUUUGAUAGGUCAGGUGCAUUCUUUUUCAUCAGUGGGAAAGAUGGAAAUUGUGAAAAGGGUCAGAAAUUGAAUGUUGUUGUUUUAGCUGUGAGACCCAAACCAUUCCCUCUCCCUCAUCCUAAAACUCCUCCACCAUCAUCCCCCGGAGCUCACCCUCCAACCGGGUCAGGACCCAUUUCUCAACCUCCUCUCGCUCAACCUCCAACUGGGCCCCAACCCAUUUCCCCAUAUCCCCAUGUUCACCCUCCCACGGCAACUCCUCCAACAGGGUACGGACCCGUUUCCCCAUCCGGACCAUCUCCUCAGGCUCACCCUCCAACCGGAUCCGGACCAGUUUCUCCAUCCGGGCCUUCCCCUCAGGCUCACCCUCCAACCGGGUACGGACCCGUUUCUCCAUCCGGGCCAUCUCCUCAGGCUCAACCUCCUACUGGUUCAGGACCAAUUUCUCCAUCCGGGCCAGCACCUCAAGCUCAACCUCCAACCGGGUCGGGACCCGUUUCGCCAUCGCCAUAUUCACCUGGACCAGCUGGUGCACCAUCGCCGUCGGCCGAGACUCCGACAACGUCUCCGGCGUUAACUCCAUCAUCACCACCAUCUCCGACGGAGCCAUCACCGCCUUCAAGUACGCCAGCACCGGCACAGCCGACUCCGACACCGACCAGUCCGGCAGGUUCGCCGACGUCGAACAGCUCGGAGAACCUGGGAGCACCACCGGGGUCUUCGCCGAAUAAUAGUUCAUACGCUGCUGAAAGUGUAACUCCAUCGACUGUGUUGGUGUAUUCGGUUACACUUUUGGUUAGUGUGGGUUUGACUGGCUUUCUGAGCGGUUCUCUCUGAAUGUAAUAAUUAAUAACGUAUAGCUAGGCAGAAGGUUUCACUUUCUCCUCCAUUAGGCUUAAAUUUUUUCCAUUACUUAGUUUUUUUUUUUUUUAAUAAUUAUUAUUCUUAUUCUAUUUUAUGUGGUGUCAUAAUUACAAUCCUAUAUAGGGAUGUGGAUUUUUUUUUUAUAUUAAUAAUAAAUGGUUUCAAUA
Molecule: messenger RNA, 1535 nt
Organism: Ziziphus jujuba (common jujube)
Lineage: Eukaryota; Viridiplantae; Streptophyta; Magnoliopsida; Rosales; Rhamnaceae
Product: early nodulin-like protein 4
Exons: 2
Coding region: 211-1341 (376 amino acids)
Cellular component (GO): plasma membrane
Molecular function (GO): electron transfer activity
Source: RefSeq, a predicted model, not a curated record